UCUAUACUCCUCUCCUACUACACUUCUUACUUCAAUACACCCAAGCAAGAUGUAUACCACUAUUGCAACUGUUGCUGUCCUCGCUGCCUCUGUUAUGGCUGGCCCCAUCCCCUCCUCUACUGGUCCCAUGCCCUGCCCCGAGGGCAACUGGCCCAAGAUGGCCGGCCAUGGUCCCGUCUGUGUCCCCAAGUCCACUGUUGAGGAAUCUCCCAUCCUCUUCACUUGCCCUGAGACCGCUUGGCCCGCCAUCUUUGGCAUCGGCCCUGCCUGUGUCCCCAAGACAUCUUCUACCAACGUCGCCAGAUCCGAUGAUGACAAGGGUAUUGUCUUUACCUGCCCUGGCAAUGCCUGGCCUGCGCUCUUCGGUCACGGCCCGGCGUGUAUCCCCAAGGCAUCUGGCGUCAACGCUAGAGAUGCCGAGGGUGAUCAGAACACCUUCACCUGCCCCGAGAGCUCUUGGCCUUCUAUCUUCGGCCACGGCCCCGUCUGCAUCCCCAAGGAUUCCAAGAUCGUCCCCAAGUCUAUUGAGGAUAACAGCGCAACCUUUACUUGCCCUGGAGGCUCCUGGCCCGCAAUUUUUGGUCACGGCCCUGUCUGCCUUCCCAAGGCUUAGGGGUUGUCUGUUACAAACCUCAAACUUGGGCUUGAUCGGGUAAUGAAAUGAAUAAUG
Molecule: messenger RNA, 670 nt
Organism: [Torrubiella] hemipterigena
Lineage: Eukaryota; Fungi; Ascomycota; Sordariomycetes; Hypocreales; Clavicipitaceae
Source: the annotation of a GenBank genome assembly